UGGAGUUGGGAUGGGGUGGGAUGGGAUGGGAGAGACAAGCAGAAGAUCGGAGCUCCUAUGCCUGAAAACCCGAACACUCCAAAAGCUGUGCAACUCUUUUCUUGCAACGAAUCCAUGCCAAAAGUGCACGCAGCACUGCAAUGGUUACCCAAAAGAUCGCGUUUUUACCUUUUUACCUGAAUAAGAAAGGUAAGAUCCGCCUGUAGCCACGACGAGAUGAAGUUCGGCAAGAAUAUAUGCAUCUUGAACGUCGGCGGCACCAAAUACGCGUUCACCCGAGAGGUGAUAAAGGAUUUCCCUCUUAGGAGAGUGAGCAGGUUGCACAGCUGCUCGUCGGAAAAGGAGGUGCUGGAGGUGUGCGACGACUACGACCGCGAGCGCAACGAGUUCUUCUUCGACCGUCACUCCGAGGCGUUUGUGUUCAUCAUGCUGUACGUGCGCUCAGGGAAGUUGCGCUUCGUGCCGCGGAUGUGCGAGCUCUCCUUCUACAACGAGAUGAUCUACUGGGGGCUGGAGAGCUCGCACCUGGAGUUCUGCUGCCAGCGGCGCCUGGACGACCGCAUGUCCGACACGUACACGUACUUCUCGGAGGAGGACGGACGGGCCGAUGAGGAGUCGCGAGCCGGCGACGAGGAGUCGGACGCGAGAGGCUCGUGCGCGGAGGGCGCAAACCCGGGCUGGCUCGAGCGCAUGCGGCGGACCUUCGAGGAGCCUGCGUCCUCCGUGGCCGCACAGAUCCUCGCAUCGGUCUCUGUGAUUUUUGUCAUAAUUUCCAUGGUCAUCCUGUGCGCCAGCACCCUACCUGACUGGGACACAGCCAAGAACAACACAGUCGAGGAGCACAGGAUCAUUGAAGCGGUAUGCAUUGGCUGGUUCACUGCCGAAUGCAUAGUACGUUUCAUUGUCUCAAGGGACAAAUGUGAGUUUGUACGGCGGCCUUUGAACAUCAUCGACCUCCUGGCUAUAACGCCUUACUAUGUAUCAGUGGCCAUGACGGCCCUUACUGGGGAAAACCCGCAGCUUCAAAGAGCAGGAGUCACACUACGUGUGCUGAGGAUGAUGCGCAUCUUUUGGCUCAUUAAGCUUGCACGCCACUUCCUUGGUCUGCAGACACUGGGGCUGACACUGCGCCGCUGCUACCGUGAGAUGGUCAUGCUGCUGGUGUUCGUGUGUGUUGCCAUGGCCAUCUUCAGCGCUCUGGCUCAGCUUCUAGAGCACGGGCUAGACCUGGAAAGCAGCAAUGAGGACUACGCCAGCAUCCCGGCAGCCUGCUGGUGGGUUAUUAUCUCCAUGACCACCGUAGGCUAUGGAGACAUGUAUCCCAUCACGAUGCCGGGUCGCGUGCUGGGUGGUGUGUGUGUUGUGAGUGGCAUUGUGCUCCUGGCUCUCCCAAUUACCUUUAUCUACCACAGCUUUGUGCAGUGCUACCACGAACUCAAAUUCCGCUCAGCACGCUGCGUGCGAAGUCUCUCUGCUGAGUUUCUCAACUGAUGUUGGUUUUCUCUGGGACAUACUGGUCCACAGCCCAGCUCCAUUACCCCUCAUCUGAUCUUUCUGUGCCUUUGUUUUAAAACCAAUUAACAGCCUCAUUAAUUGUAAACUAAAUGAUUUACGGAAAAAUGACUACUAACGACUACUACAAUGCAGGAUCUCUACAUGUUGAAGUUUAAAUGAUAGCUGGUACCUCAGACAACUGUGAUUCAUACUUUGAUUGUAAGCGACAGAAGAAAAAUACAAAAAAGCCCAAUUUGGAUCGCAUACAGUAAUCAUAGCUGCCCAAAGGGACUUCACAGAAGAGUGGUCAAUUUACACCCACAUCCUUAUGAAAACCAAUGAAACUGACCCAAAGAGACAUCAUUUACUGUGUUUGGUGAUAUUUAAAAAGGACAACUGUGGCAACAGCCGGCACCAGAUGGAUUGGCGGCCUAUGAGGGGCAUCUGGCAAGCCUUUUCGGGUCUUAAUAGAUCUCCAGACCUUUUCCUCAAAAGCCUUGGCCUGGCUUAACAAAACGAAACACUUUGUAACCAUUGAAAAAUUUCUUCAGUCUUCAGUCCAAUCAAAAUUAUUCUCAAACUUUGACGAAAGGAAGAACAGAAAUAGGUCAUAUAAGAAAACUGAUAUUUAUAGCGACUCUUGGGAUUUUUUGGAAAGUUUAAAAAAAGAGCCUGCAGCAAGGUGUAGUCCUAGUUAAUGGCAUUAUAUGUGAAACAAAAUUCCAGCCAGUGCUUCAGCCACAUUAUGAAGAGCUGACCCUUAACUUAAAAAAACAAACAUCAGAUGUUGAGCUACACAAGGAAAAAGCCACCACCUGCCCAUAUCUCAAUCGAAGGAGAUGACUGUGCGGACGGAGAGGUGUUAACCAAAUUGAUUAGCAAACACCUCACCCACACACUCAGCAGUCAGAGAGCUGUCACUCUCCUCCUCCUUCACUAUACACAUAGCAAGCACAAAACCUAGCCUAUCUCCAACACUAGCUACAAUCUAUUCUGUGUUUAGGCAGAUAUUGAAAGCAAAUAAACAGUUCAUUUACUUGUAUGUUUGUUUAUUGAUAGUAUCAAAUAUUAUGUUGGAGAAAAACUGAAAACGAAUGCUACUUUAUUAAUGGCGCAUGCAACGGGUUAUCUCAGACUAAUGCUAAUACCAUCAUAGAAAACCAUUAUGAAUGACGUUUGCAUUGCUCAGUAGAUAUAAAAUAAAAAAAAGGAAAAGAAAGGAAAAAAAGAUGGUCCUGCACAGGUAUAAUAUUGUUAAUUUUACUCAGUGAGCACCAUCUGACCAGAUAUACUAAUGGAUACACUGGACUGUCCUAAACAUAAGAAGACAGUGUUAUAGGUUAUGUUUACAUUAGCACGUUUGUGUCCAACUAUAUUAUAUAUUUAUUAAGUUUACAGUUGAGUGCAAAAGUUUGCAAACCCUUUGACAAAACGGAUACAAAGCGGAUACAAAUAUAAUGAAAUUAUAGUAGAAGACGUCCCAAUGGGGGAAAUAACGUCAGAAGAAUAAUUUAAAAAGAAAAGGAAAAAAAGAUAAAAAAAUAUAUUAAGAAUAACUACCCUUUAAAUGUCAAUCUUUUACCUCUUCAGCUGUCUCUAACUUCUUUUAUGUUCGAAAAAAAAAAACUUUCACUAUCAGAAUAUUAAGGAAAGUGAAGGAGAGGAUUUGCUAUGUUUUACCAUUCACCAACAAUUCAUUUAUAUAAAGUAUAAAUAUACUGUAUAUAUUGUGAAUGUUGUAUACAUAUUUGGACAGACAAGUUAUUUUCCCAUCAUGUCUAUAAAAGAGAGUAAAGACCUAUUUUUAUACUUUAAUAAUGCUCAGAUUUGAAAUUGUCAGUGGCAAGUGAACAGUAAAUAUAUUUAAGUAGUUUUAGUAUAUUAUUUUGUAUUAUUAUUAUUUCGUAUAUUACUAAUAUAAUGUGCAAUAUAAUGGGGACAUGAACCUGAAUGCAGACUGGACAUUUACUACUUUUGUACUAUUACAGCUAAUGUUCUAAUUUUGUAGAAUUGUAUACAUUAGGCUUGAAUCACAGAUCUUGUUUAUUCAAAUGUGUCUGCAGAUCACAGUAAAAUAUAAUUUAAAUACUCUAGAAUGUAUUUAUAAUACUCUAGAGGCUUUAUGAUUAUAUAUAUUUUUCUCUCUGCCUAUCUUUUCUUGGGAAACCAAUGGGAAUACAAACUUUUGCAGUCAAUUGUAUACUUUUCUGCCUCUAUAGAGGAUAUAAUACAAACAUUUACCACUGGCAAAGAUUUGUUUCAUGUCUUUCAGCAUCUCUGUGCUCAUUGGGUUAUUUUUCGGACCACAUUGCACCGUUUGAAACAUUCUGCUUUGUAACUGUGAAGCUAGGAAUAUUGCAAAAUUGCAUCAAAUACUUUAUGCAGAUAUCUGAUUUAGAAAGAUAAACCUGAAAUCAUAUAUGUUUGUUGUGUAAUGUAAAUGUACUUGUCUUCUGCUAAAGAAACAUUUGUAAAUAUGUUUUAUAUUUAGCUUACAUUUUUGGCAGGCUUUAAUGCAGAAAUAUUUGGA
Molecule: messenger RNA, 4024 nt
Organism: Silurus meridionalis
Lineage: Eukaryota; Metazoa; Chordata; Actinopteri; Siluriformes; Siluridae
Gene: kcng3
Product: potassium voltage-gated channel, subfamily G, member 3
Exons: 2
Coding region: 217-1491 (424 amino acids)
Biological process (GO): protein homooligomerization; potassium ion transmembrane transport
Cellular component (GO): voltage-gated potassium channel complex; membrane
Molecular function (GO): protein binding; delayed rectifier potassium channel activity
Source: RefSeq, a predicted model, not a curated record